This is a messenger RNA of Pleuronectes platessa (European plaice), 10652 nucleotides long. RefSeq names its product furry homolog a (Drosophila) (gene frya). The record is from RefSeq and is a predicted model, not a curated record. The coding region runs from base 272 to 9409 and encodes 3045 amino acids. The transcript is spliced from 61 exons. Lineage: Eukaryota; Metazoa; Chordata; Actinopteri; Pleuronectiformes; Pleuronectidae. Gene Ontology annotation, biological process: cell morphogenesis; neuron projection development. Gene Ontology annotation, cellular component: cell cortex; site of polarized growth.
CGAGUAAUCCAAUACCUGACCAAUUCAUAAAUGUUACUGUAACUUGCUGAACUGCCCUGACAAGUGCAGGGCUGGAAACACAUUAGCGGAGCGAGGCUGACAGCUCGGGCUGCAUCUGUGAGCAGAGCAUAAAUCUGCCGCCUGACCAAAGAGAAGAGAAGCUUGUGAGGAGCAGGAGGAGGAGGAGGAGGAGGAGGAAGAGAAACUUUAAACACUUCACUAAAACAAAGUGGGGGAAACUGGCACAGCUUCAAAUGACUCCUCUGGAAGAAUGAGAGAAGUAGCCGUGGGCUCCCUGCCAUCCGACAUGUCUGUAGAGGAGACUUCAGUGAGGGACGUGGCUGAGAGUGAGACAGAUUGCUCUGAGGGGCUGGAUGAGGUUGUCUUGGGGCGCAUUGCCAGCUUACCUCUGGAUCCGUUCCCACCCAGGGACUUCAGGGGGAAGUUUAAAAAGAUGCGCCACAAGAAGAGGCCCACCAUUCUUGAAACGUCUCCCGUGGGGAACGGAUACAACAAACCCCCCCUCCCUCCAGUCUGCUGUCCUCAGGGAGAGAAGGGUCCCCCGGCCAUGAUACCCAUCAGCAUCGACCCGGAGAGCAAGCCGGGCGAGUACGUCCUCAAGAGCUUGUUCGCCACCUUCACCAACGUGUCGGAGCGCAAGAUCCGCAUCAUCAUGGCGGAGCCGCUGGAGAAGCCAUUAACGAAGUCACUGCAGAGGGGAGAAGAUCCUCAGUUUGACCAAAUGAUAAGCACCAUGAGCUCUCUGGCUGAGUACUGUCUCCCCUCCAUCCUGCGCACUUUGUUCGACUGGUACAAACGACAGAACGGACUGGAUGAGGAGCUGCACGAGUACCGGCCCAGAGCCAACACCAAGUCCAAGAACGACGAGCAGCAGAGAGACUACCUACUUGAAAGGAGGGAUUUGGCCAUUGACUUCAUCUUCUCUCUGGUUCUUAUAGAAGUUUUAAAACAGAUGCCGCUCCACCCAGUCCUCGACAGCUUGGUCGGUGAAGUCAUUAACCUCGCCUUUAAGCACUUUAGAUACAGAGAGGGGUAUCAUGGUCCCAACACUGGCAACAUGCACACUGUAGCUGACCUCUAUGCUGAAGUGAUAGGAGUAUUAGCACAGUCAAAGUUUCCUGCUGUGAAGAAGAAGUUCCUGGCUGAGCUGAAGGAGCAGCGGCAGAAAGAGCAGAGUCCAUACGUGGUCCAGAGCACCAUCAGCCUCAUCAUGGGGGUCAAGUUCUUCCGAAUUAAGAUGUAUCCCGUCGAGGAUUUUGAAGCGUCUUUCUUGUUCAUGCAGGAGUGCGCUCAGUAUUUCCUGGACGUCAAGGACAAGGACAUUAAACACGCUCUGGCUGGGCUUUUUGUUGAAAUUUUGGUCCCUGUUGCCGCUGCCGUGAAGAACGAGGUGAACGUGCCCUGCCUGAGGAACUUCGUGGACAGCUUGUACGACACAACCCUGGACUUGUCCUCCAGAAAGAAGCACUCGCUGGCUUUUUACCCUUUGGUGACGUGCCUUCUGUGUGUCAGCCAGAAACAGUUCUUCCUCAACAGAUGGCACGUCUUCCUGAACAACUGCCUCUCAAAUCUCAAGAGUCGAGACCCGAAAAUGGCUCGUGUUGCACUGGAGUCCCUGUAUCGCCUGCUGUGGGUCUACAUGAUCCGGAUCAAGUGCGAGAGCAACACUGCAACACAGAGCCGCCUCAACACCAUUGUAACCACACUGUUCCCCAAAGGAUCCCGCAGCGUGUUACCUAGAGACAUGCCUCUCAAUAUCUUCGUCAAGAUCAUCCAGUUUAUUGCACAGGAAAGACUUGAUUUUGCCAUGAAAGAAAUUAUAUAUGACCUUCUUUAUGUUGGAAAACCUGCAAAAGCCUUUAGUCUUAAUCCGGAGAGAAUGAAUAUCGGCCUCAGAGCAUUCCUGGUCAUAGCCGAUAAACUGCAGCAGAAGGACGGCGAGCCUCCCAUGCCGAACACCGGUUGCACUUUGCCCUCCGGGAACACGCUUCGAGUGAAGAAGACGUAUCUGAGCAAAACGCUGACGGACGAGGAGGCCAAAGUCAUCGGGAUGUCUCAGUAUUAUUUCAACGUGCGGAAGGCUAUUGACAACAUCCUCCGACACCUGGACAAGGAGGUGGGACGCUGCAUGAUGAUGACCAAUGCUCAGAUGUUGAAUAAGGAGCCCGAGGACAUGAUCACAGGUGAGAGGAAGCCUAAGAUCGACCUGUUCAGGACGUGUGUGGCUGCCGUUCCUCGCAUCCUGCCUGAUGGGAUGUCCAAGCCUGAGCUCAUAGACCUGCUCUCACGGUUGACAAUCCACAUGGACGACGAGCUGCGCCUCAUUGCCCAGAAUUCCUUGCAAAGCCUGCUCGUGGAUUUCCCGGACUGGCGUGACGAUGUCCUGUUCGGCUUCACAAACUUCCUCCUGCGUGACGUGCAGGACACCCACCAGGCGCUGCUGGAUUCCUCCCUCAAACUACUGCUGCAGCUGCUCACACAGUGGAAACUGACGCAGGCCGCCUCAGGGAAGAGCCAGGACACGGCUAAGAUACACACUGCAGAGCUGCUGCAGACCAGCCCAAGUCCGAAGACACCUCCAGAGCGGGGGCCUCACUCCGCCGUGCUGCACGCCGUAGAGGGGCUGGCCCUUGUGCUGCUCUGCUCCUGUCAGCUGAGCACCCGCAGACUCGCCAUCGCCAUUCUCAAAGAGAUACGAAGUCUCUUCAUGGCCAUCGGACAGACCGAGGAUGACGAUAAACCGAUGAUAGAGAUCAUGGAUCAGCUCAGCCCUGUAAUCCUGGAAAGUUUUGUCAACGUCACCGUCUCUGACACAGCCGCACAGUCCGCUGGCCACCACGUGGACCUCCAGUGGCUGGUGGAGUGGAACGCGCUCCUCGUCAACAGUCACUACGACAUCAGGAGCCCCUCGCACGUGUGGAUCUUCGCCCAGUCCGUGAAGGACCCCUGGGUGCUGUGUGUCUACAGCCUCCUGCGACAGGACAACCUGCCCAAGCACUGCCCCACAGCGCUCAGCUACGCCUGGCCCUACGCCUUCACCCGGAUGCAGAUGCUCAUGCCGCUGGUGGAUCCAAAUAACCCUGUGUAUGCAAAGAAGACCAGCACCUCUGGCAGCGGGGACGGUCACGUCACCCUGUGGAGAAACUACCUGAUCCUUUGCUUCGGAGUUGCCAAGCCCAGUAUCAUGAGCCCAGGCCACCUGAGAGCAUCGACACCUGAGAUCACGUCUUCCACACCUGACGGCGGUGUCAGCUACGACAACAAGGUGAUCGGGAGCCCGUCUGUGGCCUGGCUCCUGAAGCAGCUGGUUCCUCUGAUGAGGGCAGAGAGCAUCGAGCUGACAGAAUCAUUAGUUCUGGGCUUCGGUCGCACCAACUCCCUCAUUUUCAGGGAACUGGUCGAGGAGUUACACCCCCUAAUGAAGGAGGCGUUAGAGAGAAGGCCUGAGAACAAGAAGCGACGUGAGCGGCGAGAUCUGCUCAGACUUCAGCUGCUGCGGAUCUUUGAGCUGCUGGCUGAUGCGGGCGUCAUCAGUGACAGUACAAACGGAGCUCUGGAACGUGACACCCUCGCCCUGGGCGCUCUGUUCCUGGAGUAUGUGGAUCUAACGCGGCUGCUCCUGGAGGCUGAGAAUGACAAAGACGCCGAGAUCCUCAAGGACAUCCGGGCUCACUUCAGCGCCAUGGUGGCUAACCUCAUCCAGUGUGUGCCAGUGCACCACAGGCGCUUCCUGUUUCCCCAGCAGAGCCUGCGCCACCACCUCUUCAUCCUCUUCAGUCAGUGGGCCGGCCCUUUCAGCAUCAUGUUCACACCGCUGGACCGCUACAGUGACAGGAACCACCAGAUCACGAGAUACCAAUACUGUGCCCUGAAGGCCAUGUCUGCCGUGCUGUGCUGUGGACCCGUGUUUGAUAACGUGGGCCUCUCUCCAGACGGAUACCUCUAUAAGUGGCUGGAUAAUAUUCUCGCCUGCCAGGACCAGCGGGUCCAUCAACUCGGCUGUGAAGUCGUCAUCUUGCUCCUGGAGCUCAACGCCGACCAGGUCAACCUCUUCAACUGGGCCGUGGAUCGCUGCUACACCGGCUCCCACCAGCUGGCCUCAGGCUGCUUCAAAGCCAUCGCCACAGUGUGUGGCAGCAGGAACUACCAGAGUGAUAUCGUCACGCUGCUGAAUCUGGUGCUCUUCAAGGCCUCGGACACCAGCAGAGAAAUCUAUGAGAUUUCAAUGCAGCUCAUGCAGAUUCUCGAAGCUAAGUUGUUCGUUUACUCGAAGAGGAUCACAGAGCAGAAGCCGGGGAGUAUCCUGUACGGCACUCACUGCCCGCUGCCGCCGCUGUACAGUGUCUCUCUGCCUCAGUUGUCCAGCCAGCUGGCGAGGAUGUACCCUGAACUCACGCUUCCUCUGUUCUCAGAGGUCAGCCAGAGGUUCCCCAGCACCCAUCCCAACGGGAGGCAGAUCAUGCUGACCUACCUCCUGCCCUGGCUCAGUAACAUCGAGCUGGUGGACAGCGGCCUGCUGCUCCCGGCCUUCACGCCAUGCACCUCGGAUUACGACGCUUCCAGCCGCACGACCAGCACCGGCUCAACGCACCAGCUGAAGGGCAGCGGCUGGGGCUCCCUGCAGGCCACAUCCAUGGUUCUCAAUAACCUCAUGUUCAUGACAGCCAAGUACGGAGACGAGCUGCCUGGACCGGAGAUGGAGAACGCCUGGAACGCUCUCGUGAGCAAUGACAAGUGGAGCAACAAUCUGAGAACCACACUCCAGUUUCUCAUCAGCUUGUGUGGUGUCAGCAGUGACACCACUCUCCUGCCAUAUAUAAAGAAGGUGGUGAUCUACCUGUGCCGGAACAACACCAUGCAAACCAUGGAGGAGUUGAUAUUCGAGUUACAGCAAACGGAUCCAGUCAACCCCGUGGUGCAGCACUGUGACAGCCCUCCUUUCUAUCGCUUCUCUGCCACAAGCAAGAUCACCACAGCCGCUUCAGGCACCACAUCCAGCAGCAACACUGUUGUCGCCUGCCAGGAAAACUUCCCAGAUCCAGAUGAUAACAAGGCCGUGAAGGAUAAUGAGGACAGACUGGGCCACAAAAUGCGAGCACACAACCGUCUGGAAUCACGCUACAGCAACAGCUCGGGAGGAUCGUACGACGACGAUAAGAGUGAACCACUUCCUCCCUACGCCGAUUGGCUGGCAGUCGUCAUUGAGACCAAUCAGCCCACUCCGCUGCCCAUGCCUGUGAAUGGAGGAUGCUGGGCUCCGCUGGUGGACUUUCUGCCAGAGACCAUCACUCCCAGAGGACCCCUGCACAGGUGUAAUGUAGCCAUCAUCUUCAUGACAGAGAUGGUGGUGGAUCACAGCGUGAGAGAGGACUGGGUCAUGCACCUGCCUUUACUGCUCCAUGCCUUGUUUUUAGGAAUGGACCACUACCGUCCGGAGGUGUUUGAACACAGCAAACGUCUCCUCCUCCAUCUGCUCAUCACAUUGUCCUGCAAAAACAACUUCCAGGCCAUAGCCUCAGUCUUACUGCAGACACGUGAGAUCAACGGCACCAAGACCCUCACCUGUAAACCAAGUCUUCAGCCGGAGUGUUCACCUGCUGCAGGUGAGGACUUCCUGCGGGAGGGCCAGGCGUCUCCAGUACCAGACUCUGGCCUGAGUUCCUCCUCUACCUCGUCCAGUCUGAGUCUGGGGGGCAGCAGCAACAACCUGCCCGAGAUCUCACAGGAGGUGGAGGAGCUGGUGGCUUCCAAUGAAAUCGACGAGAAGACCAACAAGCUCAUUGAGUUUUUAUCCACAAGAGCGUUUGGACCGCUGUGGUCCCAUGAAGACAUUUCACCAAAGAACCAAAUUUCAAAAAGCACCGGGCAGCUGACAAACUUUCUGCGACACGUGGUCUCUGUGUUCAAAGACUCCAAGUCAGAUUUCCACCUGGAGCAGCAGCUCAGUGACGUGGCGCUGCAGACGGCGCUGUGCAGCUCGUCACGCCACUACGCCGGCCGCUCCUUCCAGGUGUUUCGAGCCCUACGUCAGCCCCUCUCCGCCCACGCCGUGUCCGACCUGCUCUCCAGGCUGGUGGAGGUCGUGGGGGAACAUGGAGAAGAAGUGCAGGGCUACGUGAUGGAAGUAUUACUCACACUGGAAUCUGUGGUGGAUAACUUGGCCGAGUGUUUGAAGAACAAUGAUCUCAUGGCGAUCUUGACGAGGGCCUCAUCUCCAGAUUUCCUGACCAGUUUCAAGCUGCUGUCGAACAGGAACAGCACGGGGCAGCUCAAUCUCAGAAGAGACGAGCGGGGCACACAUCAGAGGAGCUCCUCCGUCCCCAAGAAGUUUGGAGAGGCGGACAGAUGGUCUGAUCCCCCCCGCAGCGCCACGCUGGACCGAAUCCAGGCCUGUGAAAAACCGGGCUUCUUAGCCAAGGCCCGCAGCUUGUCCUCUUCCAAAGACAACGUCACGGACCCGGCCAACGUCAACCACCCCAGCAACCUGUUGGCCACCAUCUUCUGGGUGGCGGUGUCGCUGAUGGAGUCGGACUUUGAGUUUGAGUAUCAGAUGUCCCUGAGACUGUUGAAUAAGCUGCUGGGCCACAUGUCGCUGGACAAACAGGAGAACAGGGAGAAGCUGGAGAAGCUGCAGACUCAGCUGAAAUGGAGCAGCUUCAGCGGGCUGCAGCAGCUGCUGCUGAAAGGCUUCACCUCCGUGUCCACCACCGACCUCACGCUUCAGCUCUUCUGCCAACUCACACCUGUGUCCCGAGUGCCUGUAGUGGACACCUCACAGGCCAUAGGUUUUCCCUUGAACGUUCUCUGCCUGCUCCCACAUCUGGUGCAGAACUUUGACGGCCCCUCGCUCUUCUGUCAAGACGUUGCUGAGAGGAUCGCCCAGGUUUGCCUUGAGGAGAAGAACUCCAAGCUCUCCAACCUCGCUCACGUCAUGACCCUGUACAAAACACAUUUAUACACACGAGACUGCUUCUCCUGGGUCAACGUGGUGUGUCGCUAUCUCCACGAGGCCUUCUCCGAUAUCACCCUCCGCCUGGUCACCUACAUGGUCGAGCUGCUGGAGAAAGGUCUGCCCAGCAUGCAGCAGACUCUUCUACAGAUCAUCUACAGCCUCCUGAGUCACAUGGACCUGGGUGGGAUUCAAGCCAAACCCUUCAACAUGGAGGUGCUCAAGACAAUUGAGAAGUUUGUCCAGACCGUCCAUUGGAGGGAAGCGCUGAAUAUCCUGAAGCUGGUGGUUUCUCGAUCGGCCAGCCUGGUGCAGCCCUCGGGCCCGCAGAGUGUCCUCUGCUACGAGGACAUCAGCCGAGUCUGGGAACGCUCCACCAAGGCCUUGCCCGGGAAAACUCUGGAUUUCCACUUUGACAUAUCUGAGACGCCGGUGAUCGGUCGGCGUUACGAUGACCUCCAGCGCUCUCCGGGCCAUGAUGUGAAGAGCAGGACCACCUCGUCCACCUCCUCUGGAUCCACAUCCAACAACGUCCUGGUGCCGGUCAGCUGGAAGAGGCCUCAGUCCUCUCAGAAAAGAACUCGGGAAAAACUGGUGCACGUGUUGUCUCUGUGUGGACAAGAAGUGGGGCUCACAAAAAAUCCUUCGGUGAUCUUCUCCAGUUGCGGGGAGCUGGACCUCAUGGAGCACCAGCCCAGCCUGGUGUCCUCCGACGACGGGACCCGGGAGCCAGACAACAUGGACGACACCACCUCGGAGCAGCAGUUCAGGGUCUUCAGAGACUUUGACUUCCUGGAUGUGGAGCUUGAGGAUGGAGAGGGAGAGACUAUGGACAACUUCAACUGGGGUGUGCGGAGACGCUCCAUGGACAGUCUGGACCAGAGUGACCUGCAGCCCCUGGAGGAGAGUCAGCUGUCCAGCAGCAUGCCCAGCCUCAGCAAGAUCACACGCGAAGACUCCGACGAGUCGUCAGAAGAAGACUCGCUCAACGCCAGCCAGAUCCUCUCCCACUCACAGCUUAUGGUGAACUUCUCUCCAACAGCAGAGAGCAGUAACAUGAACUCUCCCUCCGGCUUCUCUGACACAACUCCAUCUGACUCGACUCCUCUGAACUCCAAAAAUCCUAGUUUCGAGGUCCAACCGCCAGAGGACUCGAAGCCGCGGCAUGAGUUGUCACAGGAAGACGAAGACACCAACGUCCAUGAGGAUGACGUCUCUUUCUCCAUCAGUGAACUGCCCCCUGAAUUCUACUGCGGGGACAGUCUGACAAUGGAAAGUGCUCACAGUGAUUAUAAAGGGGAACUGGACCUUGACAGCUGCUUACCAAGUCUCGCAGAGGAGGAGAGAGACAACAUGCUGGAGUCCCGCUCUUCCCCGCCACCGUCGCCCUUCUUCUCCGCCAUCCUCGCAGCCUUCCAGCCGGCAGUGUGCGACGAUGCAGAGGAGGCUUGGCGAAGUCACAUCAACCAGCUCGUGUCCGACUCGGACGGAUCCUGUGCCGUCUACACUUUCCACGUGUUUUCCUCACUGUUCCAGAGUAUCCAGAGCAAAUUCUGCUCUUUGACCUGUGACGCUGUGAGCUACCUCGGCGAGGGACUGCGGGGGUUAGGAUCAAAGUUUCUGAGGUCAUCUCAGAUGCUGACGUCCUGCUCAGAGUGCCCAACUCUAUUUAUCGAUGCAAACACAAUUAUGUCUUAUGGCCUCCUGGAAAAAAUGAAAUUCAGCGUGUUGGAACUUCAAGAGUAUCUCGAUACUUACAACCACAAAAAGGAAGCUGCUGUCACCUGGUUGUGCAACUGUAAGGCCACCUUUCCCCGGACUGCUGGGGGUAUAACAAGGCAACCGGUGGAGCAUGAGGAAAAGCAACUGGAGCUCUGUCAAAGACUCUACAAACUCCACUUUCAGCUGUUGCUGCUUUUUCAGUCCUACUGUAAGCUGAUAGAACAGUUCCGUGAAAUAAGCUCAAUUCCUGAGCUGACGAAUAUGUCCAGAGAGCUAAAUGAGCUGAAGAGCAACCUGAGGGCGGCAGCGGCCUCGGUCACGAGUGAUGAGGCGGCUGCCCGUGAGAGCUGCUGCUCUGAGCCCACCUUCAGCUCCUCUGAAGCUGCUGUGCAAGCCAUUUUGGAGGGUCUGAAGAACAACGAGCUUCAGGCAGCCAUCCGCUACAUUCGUGAGUGCAGAACAAUGUGGCCUAACGACAUCUUUGGCAGCCACUCUGAGGAGGAGGUCCAGACCUUACUGAACAUCUUCUUCAGACAUCAAACUUUGGGUCAAACAGGAACUUUUGCUCUGGUGGGCUCGAGGCAGGACCUGACAGAAAUCUCCGCCAAGCUGAUGGAACUGAACUGGGAGAUGCGGGACAUGAUCAGACGAGCCCAGGGCUACCGAGCCAUCACCGCUUUCCUCCCAGACUCCAGCAUUUCAGGCUCGACUCUUUGAGUGAGGUCUGGCAGCGCAGCGAUGUCCAUUCCAACUCCCUGUGCUAUGCCAACACUCCAGUGCUGUCUGGGGUUGCUGCUAUCAUCUCAGUGGUUAACAAGCUCUCUGCUCUCUCUUGGGAAUAACCAAACACCUCCUCUUGUGACUCAGAGCACAUCACAAAGUCAGAUCUCUAGACGUGCAGCAAUACUGUUGGUUUUAGACACACGAGUGACACACGAGAAAGUUAGGCUUUUAUUGCACUAAUAGCCUGGCAUCCCCAGACCAAUCUGCAAGGGCAAAUAAACAUGAGCUUGCUGAUUGGUCUGGUUUCCAGGAUCCGAAUGAUAGAAGUUUUCACAAAGCGAAAACACUUGAUACCGAGGUCGGUCAACAAAUGACAUACCAAAGAUUAAUAACUCUUUUUCAGUUACGUUGUUUUAAUUGUCAAGGGGAAAUGUGCAAUCCGUCAUGGGAGUGGAAAACCUUUACUGUUUCCUGAAAGAAUGUAUUUGAAUAUCAGAGCAGUGAAAAAAUGAACAUUGUCAGUAAAGAAAAAGGGAGGCUUCAUUACUUGCUUAAAGUAGUGGAUCUUUUGUGUGUGUGUGUGUGUUUGUGUGCGUGCGUGCGUGUUUGUGUGUGUGUUUUGUGUGUUGGUGCCUGAGUGUGUGAAUCUAAACCUGACGACCAUCCUCGAUGGCAUUACGGAUACUGAUUUCUUUAAUUACAAUUAUUAACUUGUUCACAUUAACUACUCUGACAUGAGCUGCAAAUCUACUGUAAUGUCUCCCUAACCUACAUCCUUCUGUGUGGGUAAUCUGUUACUUAAAAAAAAAUCUUACUGUACCUUUUAACUGUGCAGCUUUUAGCAAUUAGGGGAAAUAUUUAUAUCAUUUGCAAGAGAAAGACAUGCUUUUAUCAGACUAGAUUUAUAGAAAACUAAUAUUUUGUUUGGAAUCUGCCAAGCUUGCAAAUUCUAUGUACUAUAAAGUGUAAUAAUAAUGUUUAUCGACAAACACAGAAAACUAUUUUAGCUGAAUAUUUGUACAUAGUGCAGCGGGGGCUUCGCUCAAGACUCAUAAGAUUGUAUUUUUAUGAACGUACAAUUUGAGUUGCAUAAGGAGUAAAAGAGAUAUUUGUAAAGCUUGCACAGGAAGUGUUGGAGUAGCCUCCCGCUUUGUAAAUACUACUGCCUUUGCAAUGUACUGUACUUUGGUGUUCUGUACACUCAUGUAACGAUGAAAAUAAAACAUACAUUUGUAAA